AAAGACACUUUUAGCCUUCCGUGAGAUGAGGUGGAGGCUUCAAUUUUUUGUUUUAACCCACUCAUCAUGGUGAAUCUCUAUAUAUUAGUGUGUACGAUGUAGGAUAGGAUGUCUUUGUCAUGGUUGCAAAGAUGAUUUUUUUAUUUUUAUUUUUAUAUUAUUUCCCGCUAGCUAAGGGACAGGGCAGGAGGGCCUGAGGGGGGCUUAAAUUAAAGCGAAUGAUGUUAUGUUAUUCCUCAAAGAAAUGGAGAAUCUGCCGUUGGAAAUAGGUCUGGAGAUCCUCUCCAGGCUCCCAAUCGCUUCUCUCAUCCGACUCAAAUCGGUCUCCAAAUCCCUCCGUUCCGUAGCCGAAAACCCUCGACUCCGGCCCCUGUACCUAGCCCACGCCAGCCGUCGAGACCCAUCCAUCCUCCUCCAUUCCCACGGCGGCCAGCUCCACCGGCUCGUCCUCGCCGACGACGCCACCAACGCAGUACUAAUUAGGAUCGGCGACGACCAAGACUUCACCAAACUUGCCCCCGCUGGAUCCUGCAACGGCUUCUUGUUAUUGUGCAACUCCGAUGCUGCUGCCGCAGCCGACAAUGAUACCACUUCUUCUUCUUCUUCGUGGAGUAGUGCUGCUGCCCCGCCGGUUUGCCUCUGGAACCCAUUGACGGGACACCAGAUCCAGCUGCCCCCCGCGCCCACGGCCGCCGGCUUCCCCGAACCACUGCACGCGGCGGUGGGGUUGGGUCCCGAUCCAACCACCUCGGCGCCCAAAAUCGUCCGAAUCCUCUACUACAACCGCCCCACUAUGUUCGGGUUCGUCUGGACUUCACAGGUUCAGGUACUCACCGUCGGCGGCGCGUGGAGAGAGAUGGGGAGGUCGGUGUGGAAUCUGAAACCAGGGCCAUCGGAAGCCACCUUACAGCUGGCAAACACUGCAGCUCUCCACUGGCUCACUCUGGGUCUAGGACAGGGCAGCAGCAGCAGCGCAGUAAAGAUUGUUUCGUUCGAUUUGAGGGAAGAAAUGUUUCGUGAAAUUGCUUUCCCGGCCACAUGCUUCGAGGGCUUGGGCCGGGACCGCUACACUAUCUCCCACCUGGCGGAGCUCUCCGGUCGCCUGUCCGCGGUGGUCUCCGGUCCUCCCGACCACGAGGCAACAACUCCCCUCGAGGUGUGGGCGAUGAAGGAGUACGGCGUGAAGGAGUCGUGGGCCCGAGAUUUCGUCAUCGGGAACCAUCACUUGCCUCCGUCCCUGAUGAAUCCGACGUCGUAUGAAGGAGGAGCCGUUCGAGUGCUGUGUAGAAUCAGGAGCAAUACUACUUCUACUAGGGUGGUGUUUUUGGUGCAGUUCGCCCGCGGCGGCUUGGCUUCCUACUGUCCUGAGAAUCAAGAGCUCAAGGAACUUGUGGUGGUCCCUGUGCUUCCACGAUUCUUCUCGGCGGCGCUUCAUUUGGAAAGCAUGUGAAGAAUUAUUCUUUAGCUUGGUUUUGUUUGAUUUGGGAGCCUGAUCAGAUGUUCUAAUAAUGAAAAGAAGUGUUUCCAAAAGCAUCGCACCCACCAAUCCCAGAAUUCCGCCAGCAGCGCUCUGCAAUUAAGAAUUCAGUAGACAAGCACCAAAACUCAGACUCUCUGCAUAUAGAGCAGCAGAUGGACAAAGAAACCAGACAAAAAGUUUUUUUUUCUUUUACGACAACAGAUGGUAUUUACCAUGGCAGGACUGUGGCCAAACAAUGCUCUGAAUGCUGCAUAUCCAACUAAAUAUCCAGUGAACAUGGUGAGACCAACGUGCAGACAUGUAGAGAGUUGGUUCAAGAAUGAUGAUAAAUAAUUCUGUAAUUGCAUAAAUCCUCCCAAGAGAGAGUUUUCCUACUUUCUCAUAAGAACUCAAAAUUUGUGCAGUCAUUAUAAUGAACAUGAUUCAAUUAUGUAUUCAGAUAACAAGUAUAUUAAUGGAACAGACUAAGAUCAAGUUCAUCUAUUACUUAACAUAAGUAUCCUAUUUCUCUAACAAACUAAUUUUGUUGACGCGAUAAACCACAUUGAUCAACUUUCUUUCUAAAUUUGGAUUUGCACCAAGACAUCAAUAACGGAAGAUCAAAUGUGAACUCUUUAAGUACACUAUACCAAAGCCGAGCUGAUCCUUGUAAGAAGAGAAGGGUUCAGUUGUUUCCUUGCUCGGAGUGAUAUCCUUGACUAGCUCCUGAUAGGCAUUUCUCUCAGCCAGUUCCUCAAGUUUUCUCAAUCUCGCCUUUAGUUCUUCGCCCUAAAGCUAAAGGAGGUUAAUUUACAGCAAUACAGAUGCAUGGCUUCAAAACACUAAUAAUGUUUGGAGAGAUAAAGUAACGAAACCAUCUGCUAAAGAAUGAAUUCAAAUCCGCAAA
This is a messenger RNA of Linum trigynum, 2366 nucleotides long. Lineage: Eukaryota; Viridiplantae; Streptophyta; Magnoliopsida; Malpighiales; Linaceae. The record is from the annotation of a GenBank genome assembly.